Molecule: messenger RNA, 4294 nt
Organism: Chara braunii
Lineage: Eukaryota; Viridiplantae; Streptophyta; Charophyceae; Charales; Characeae
Source: the annotation of a GenBank genome assembly
AGGUAGAGAGGGACGAGAUGUAGGACUUCCUCGAUGCGCAGGAGGCGGGCGAGGGCAGGGUCGGUGAGGCGGGGAUGCGAGACAAGGCAGCUGGACGCUGCGAGCCCGAUCUGCCUGGGGAGGAGGUAGUGAUGACAUCGGGAGCGGAUGGCCCGGCGGGACGAGGUGCGAGGGCAUCACGACCUGAGUUGGAGCGCGCUAGGAGGGAGAAGAGGAAAGUGGGGGAGGAGGACAUUGACGUGCGGGACACGACGAGGGAGAAGAGGGCACAUCAGACGACGAUCGACGAGCUGUACGCGAAGGAGAAGUUGAGCGAGUUCACUGACGCGUGGCUGCAGUGGAUCUACGCGAAGGGGUUGCCGUUCAACGCCUUCAGAGGGCCGGAGUUUCAGAGGGUGCGUCAGGCGGCGGAGAGAGUCCCCCGCAACCUUUGCUUCCAGUUUCCCUCCUACAGGGUUACAGCGGGCGUCGGGAUCCCUUCGCAGAGGGGGAAGGUGGCGACGAUGGUGAGCAAGGUGCGGGCCGCUUUCCGGCACACCGGUGCCACCAUCCUCUCCGACGGAAGGAAGUUGUGUAGCGGCAAGCCGCUCGUGAACUUCCUGGCUGGGGGCGCCAACGGCGCCCUGCUAUAUGCGACCGUCGCACGUGACGGAUCAGGCGCUCACACGACGGAUAUCGUGUAUCGCAGGUGGCAGGCCAUCAUCUUGUCCUUUCCUGCAAAGGACGUGAUCGGCUUCUGCACGGACUCCGCCAGUAACUAUAUAGCGGCGGCCUGCAAAUUCGCCACCGACCCCGACGAAAACAUCAGGAGGAUCACUUGGUUUCCUUGUUCCACCCACGUCUGCAACUUGAUGUUGUCAGACGUCGGGACGCGAGUGGGGUGGGUCAAAGAGACCAUCAUCCAUGCCCGAGCGUUAGUGCGAUUUAUUAAAUCGCACGGAGCUGCGUUCGCCUUUUUCAGGAGGAUGAACCCUCUUGUCACGCUGGUUGAGCCCGUUGAGACCCGGUUUGCAUCAGUUUUCCUGAUGCUGACGUGUCUCAAAGGCCAGCAGGACGCGUUAGAGAGCAUGCUGCACGGCGACUCGUGGGCUCGCAUCCCGUGGGAGCGCAGGCUUGUCUCCCAGGCACGGUGGGUUCAGCAACAGAUCCGCGACGACGUGUUCUGGCGAUGCGUUGACUGUGCCAUCCGCGUUAUGUCGCCCAUCCACCAGCUCUUAAGGAGGAUGAAUAGAGGGGGGAUGAUGAUGUCCAUCGUUUACGAGUGGAGUCAGCAUCUUCUGGAGUUGAUGAGGAGGGUGGAUGUGCCGGCGGACAUGAUCGAGCCGUGCGACGUGUUCGGCAAGAGGGCGGUGGAGCUAUGGCCAUGGUCGGAGCAGAUGUCGGACGCUGAUGCAGACGGUGACACGUCGGGCGACGAGUGGACAGACGAUGACGACGCUCCCGUUAGCGGCGACACGACGGCGGCGCGGGUCGAUUUCACGUACGGCGGAGGACCUGACGACAUGACUCCACACACAUCCGUCAUCACUGACGAUGUGCCGUCCGGUGGUCAGGCCAGUGGCACCGGCAGAGCCGGUGACAUUCCGAAGAUGGAGAGGACUCCAUCAUGCGCCAGUGUCCGCCAUCGCUCGCCGUUCGAGCUGCGCACCGACGACUUUUACGUUGGCGGCUCGGGCGGGGGUUUGGGGGAUCUCAGUGCCCCGAGCGAGGGGGGAACCUCACUGUCAGACGUGCUCCUUGACGAUUCUGAUGUGCGGGGCCAUGUAGAGACCGCGGAGGACCGAGAUGCCCGACUGGACAGAGAGGAGGAGGAACGGUUGCGGACUUUGCCGGGGUGGGACGGUCGUUUCGCGUAUAUGGAGGAGCAACGCCAACAAAGGGAGUUAGAGACAGGGGAGUUGGAGACAGGGGGUUUUGGUGGGGAGGCUGAUGCGGGGGCGGCCCGACCGGGUGUCCCCACGGGUGUUGAGGGAGAUGGUGUCGUCGUGGGUGGUGAGGGGGAGGGCGGUGGCGAGGACGAGGAUGAGGACAAGGAGGGGUCCGACCACGGCGACAACGACGGCGACGACGGCGACGACGGCGGCAACGACGACGACGGUGGCGACUUUGGCGACCACGGCGGCGACGAGGCGACGGAACUUAAGCGUCAGCUUGAGGAGCUCCUUCGACUGGGUUUCAUUAAACCCAGUAACUCCCCUUGGGGUGCACUUGUCCUCUUUGCUCGCAAAGCGGACGGAAUCUCCACCUCUGCAUCGACUAUCGCGACCUUAACCGUUAAGGGCAACUAUCCCAUGCCCCGCGCGGAUGAGCUGUUUAACCGUCUGGCAGGCAACCGCUUCUUCACGAAGAUCGAUCUUCGUAGCGGUUACCACCAGAUUCGCGUUGCCACAAAGGAUCAGCCGAAAACCGCCUUCCGAUCGUGCUUCGGCCACUACGAGUUCACGGUGAUGCCAUCCGGCCUCACCAAUGCACCCGCCACUUUCCAGACGAUGAUGAACGACAUCUUCAGGGACAUCCUUGAAGAAUAUGUUCUCGUAUACCUGGACGACAUCCUGGUGUACAGUCGUACCUUAGAAGACCAUCUCAGACACCUCCGCGAUGUCCUACAACGCUUACGCAAGCAUGGCUUCUUUGCCAAGCUCAGUACGUGCCGCUUUGCCCAGCACAAAGUGGACUUCCUAGGACACCAUGUGUCUGACCAGGGUCUCCACAUGGACGAUGCGAAGAUCACUGUUAUUGCAGAGUGGCCCGUCCCCACAUCUGCCAAGCAGCUUCGCAGUUUCCUAGGCCUCACCAGCUACUAUAGUAAUUUUGUCCAGGGAUACGCUAGGUAUUCCUACGUCCUUACCUCUUCCCUCCUCUGGAAGAACCCGCUGUGGUUUUGGACACCCCUGUGCGAGGACGCCUUUCGCGCCCUCAAGAAGGCGGUGACCUGUGCGCCGGUUCUUCGCCUUCCCGAUUUUGAUCGUCCCUUUAUCGUCACCACCGAUACGUCAGAUUUUGCAAUAGGAGCUGUCCUUUCUCAGGUGUUUCCCUCUCCUCCAGAUUCACCUUACCCCCAUGUUCCUCCUCCCCCCCCCCCUCCUGCUGACACUGCUUCUCGACUAACGCCUACCCUCCCACCACUUUCCUCCACUGACAGUCCUCCUGUUACUUACUCCCCGACCAUCGCGGAGGAUGGGACUGUCGAGGCUCGUGCUGGGGAUUGCCCGAUCGCUUUCUACUCCCAUCAGCUACUGCCUGCCGAGAUAAACUACACUUCCGAUGAAUGUGAGGUUCUCGCAGUAGUUUAUGCUACCCGGCAUUGGCGUCAUUAUCUGCACGGGGUGCCCUUCACGGUGCGCACGGACAACUCAGUUGUCCAGGCUUUCCUCACAAAGCCUAAGCUUUUCCCUCGACAGGCACGCUGGUGGCGUGACUUAUCCGAGUUCAAUUUCACCACUCAGCCCAUUAAGGUUGAAAAGAACCGCGUCGCCGAUACCUUGUCCCGUCGUCCUUAUCACAAUCAGGAACCCAUGCAGCUUGCUGCCAUCUCCAUCACCACAGUUGAUCAGUCGGUGAUCGACGCGUAUCGCACUCAGUACCGCCACUGCCCCGAUUAUCGCGUCAUCCACGCGACACUGCGGAGUGGCAAGACCGUUCCUUCCUACUCCAUCGGGGAGAACGGCCUCGUGUACUGGCAUGGUAGAUUUGGUCAGCUAGAACCACGUAACUGCGUUCCCUCCACCGGGCAGCUCCGCGUCCAAGUUGUAGUAGAGUUUCAUGACCAGGCAGUUGUCGGUCAUAUAGGUUUCCACAAGACGUUGCCUCGUGUUUGCCGCCUAUACGUCUGGCCGAAGUCCAAGGACUUUGUCAAAGCCUACAUCCAGGAGUGUCCUACCUGCCAGGAGGUGAACAGUGCGAACCACCUUCCGUAUGGGUUACUUCAGCCCCUACCCAUACCUGAAGGUCGUUGGCAGUCCAUCUCGAUGGAUUUCAUUGGUCCUCUCCGCCCACCCACUGAGCGCGGUCAUGAUGCUAUCUUGGUCGUCGUCCAUCGCUUCACGAAGCGUGCACGUUUUGUCCCGUGCCGCUAUCGCAUUAGCGCUCGUGAGGUCGCCGACAUCGUCUUCAACCGAGUCGUGAGAGAUCACGGCUUACCUCAGAGCAUCAUCUCCGACCGUGACCCGCGCUUUACCAGCACAUUCUGGCGACGCCUACAUGAGGUGUACGGAUCCCAGCUCCGCUUCUCAUCGUCUUACCACCCUUAGACGGAUGGUCAGACUUAGGUCACCAAUAAAACUCUCGGUGAUAU